GGGAGCGCGGCCUCGGCGCGGAGCGGCCCCGGCCCCGGCGGCCCCGGCGCGGGAUGGAGCCGCCCCGAGAUUGAGGCCGAGGUGCUGAUCCGGGAGCGCUCCAGGAGCACGCGACCUCGGAUAUGGACGUCGUGCUGUCGGAUUUUGUUCGCUCAACGGGGGCAGAGCCGGGACUGGCCCGAGACCUGCUCGAAGGUAAAAACUGGGAUCUGAGCGCGGCCCUGAGCGACUUUGAACAGCUGAGGCAAGUGCACGCCGGGAACCUGCCGCACGCCUUCAACGAAGGACGCGGCUGCAAAGCCCCCGAGAAGGAGGCGGCGCGGCCCGCGCGGCCACCGCUCCAGCGGCAGGACGAUAUCGUGCAAGAGAAACGCCUGUCCCGAGGCAUUUCCCACGCCAGCUCUACCAUCGUGUCUCUGGCCCGUUCCCACGUCUCCAGCAAUGGCAGCAGCGAGCACCUGCUGGAGAUGCCCGUUUGCACUUUCCAGCUGCCCGACCUCACCGUGUACACCGAGGAGUUUCGCAGCUUCAUCGAGCGCGACCUCAUCGAGCAGUCGAUGCUGGUGGCCUUGGAGCAGGCUGGUCGCCUGAACUGGUGGGCUGCCGUGGACCCCAGCUGCCAGCGCCUGCUGCCCCUGGCCACCACGGGCGACGGCAACUGCCUGCUCCACGCCGCCUCCCUGGGUAUGUGGGGUUUUCACGACAGAGAUCUCAUGCUUCGCAAAUCCCUUUAUACCUUGAUGGAUAAAGGUGUGGAAAGGGAAGCCCUGAAGCGGAGGUGGCGCUGGCAGCAGACGCAGCAGAACAAGGAGUCUGGCCUUGUUUACACGGAAGAAGAGUGGCAGAAGGAGUGGAACGAGCUGAUCAAGCUGGCGUCCAGCGAGCCCCGCGUCCACUACGGCACGAACGGAGGCAGCUGCGGAGGAGUGGAAAGCUCCGAAGAGCCGGUGUACGAGAGCCUGGAGGAGUUUCACGUUUUUGUCCUUGCCCACGUGUUGAAGAGACCCGUAGUGGUGGUCGCGGACACUAUGCUGCGAGACUCGGGGGGAGAAGCCUUUGCACCUAUUCCCUUCGGAGGCAUCUAUCUUCCCCUCGAAGUCCCAGCCAACAAAUGCCAUCGUUCUCCGUUGGUUCUGGCGUACGACCAGGCCCAUUUCUCGGCUCUGGUGUCCAUGGAGCAGAAGGAACCCGCGAAAGAGCAAGCGGUGAUCCCCCUGACGGACUCCGAGCACAAGCUGCUGCCCGUGCACUUCGCCGUGGAUCCCGGGAAGGAGUGGCAGUGGGGAAAAGACGACAGCGACAACGUCAAACUGGCCAGCGUGACGCUGUCGCUGGAAGCAAAGUUGCACUUGCUGCACAGCUACAUGAAUGUUAAAUGGAUCACCCUGCCUUGCGACACGCAGGCGCCUUUGGCCCAGCCGGAAUCGCCUACAGCCUCCGCCGGAGACGACGCUCGUUCGGCCGCGGAGUCGGGCGAGUCCGACAAGGAGUCGGUCUGCAGCAGCUCAGCGAGCAACGGCGGCAGCAGGGCUUGCAAGGACAAAGAGAAACCAAAGAAGGACCGAGAGAAGGACAAGGAGAAAGACAAACGGCGGGCAGACUCGGUUGCUAAUAAGCUGGGCAGCUUCGGCAAGACUUUAGGGAGCAAACUAAAAAAGAACAUGGGUGGGUUGAUGCACAGCAAAACUAUCAAGGGAGGCGUGAGCAACGGGCAGGGAGACACCUUGGAGAAGAAGAAGAAAGGAUCCUUGAAGUCGAGGAAAGGCAGCAAAGAGGAGUCUUCCCAAGGAGAUUUGUCGGCUCCUGUGGAGAAAACCUGCCCAGGGAAAGCGGCCCCCGAGAAGCAGGCAGAUCCCUACAAAUACAGCAACGACGUCCGGCUGAGCCUGAGCAUCCUGCGGGCGGCCAUGCAGGGAGAGCGCAAGUUCAUCUUCGCCGGGCACCUCAAGACCAGCAGCCGGCACCAGUACCAGGAGGAGAUGAUCCAGAGGUACCUGUUGGAUGCCGAGGAGCGCUUCUUGGCUGAGCAGAAGCAGAAGGAGGCGGAGAAGAAGGCGCUGGGCAACGCCGCCAAGAAGCUGGAGCCGGAGGUGAACGCGCACAAGGGCGAGGAAGGGAUGCUGAACCCCGCUUACCCGCAGCCUCCCCCUUCUUACGCCAUCCAGAGCCCGGAUUUGGCGCUAGGAGCGAAAAUGGCAGCUUUUCCCUCCAGCUAUUCGGGCGUCUUCACCUUUCCCAGGCCCUCCGUGGUGAGCAGCGCGGAGGGCUCCCAGCCCGGCGGCUGCCAGGACGCGCGGCGGCAGGUAGCCGGGGGGGCCUGCAGCAGCCUUCCCCCCUACGCCACGCUGCCGCGGCACUGCCCCCAGGCGCGGCCGAGCCCCUACCAAACGGGCCCGGCGCCCGGGGCUCCCUUCUCGCCGCCGGACGCGGACGCGCAGCCCGGUUUCCCGGCGGAGCGCGACGGCCCGGCUUGCCUCGCCCCGCACAGCAACGGCUACCGGGACUACGCGGAGCAGGAGGGCUCGCAGAGGGGCGCGAGCGCGGACAGGAGCAGGGCGCGAGCGCUUUACGGCGUCCAGCAGACCAAGUGCAAGCAGCCCAACUGCGGUUUUUACGGGCAUCCGGAAACCGGGAAUUUCUGCUCCUGCUGCUACAGAGAGGAACUGAAGCGCAGAGAGCGGGAGCGGGAAGCGCUGGUGCACAGGUUCUGAGGCCGGCCGCCCCGCGGCGCUCCCCUCCGGACCCCUGAGACGUGGGGAAUGCAAUAAAAGAUUUUUUUUUUCCCCCUUUUUUCCCCCCUCCCCCCCACCUCCGCGUCCGCGGAAGGAGGGAGCGGGCGUUUGGCUGGACGGGGCCGACGGCCGCGACCGCCCUUCCCAGGACGGGCGGAGAGAGGAGGGAGCUUUCCCAGGGGCUUCUCCUCGCCCGGGGCGCCUGGGGUCAGCGGCCGCGGUAGGGGCGGGUGAAAACGGGGGGGAUCCCGGGAUCCAGACCAAAGCUUUCCGCUAAGGCGGACGCGGAGCGCCCUGCCAGCUCCGUUCAGCCGGAGCCCGGCGUAACCCAAUUUAACGCCGCUUUUCCAGACCGAGCUUGAAAAACCGCAGACCUUUUCAUUGAGAGAUUUUUAACACUCUUAGUAUAUAUACUAUUUUUUUUUCCCUUUUUUCUUUUUUUUUAUUUUGCUGGUACGGAGAGACGCAGAGUUGGAGUUGGACUUUGUUUUUCUUCCUUCCCCCCAGCCGAGGAGCUCGCCGGAGCCCUGACGCCGCUGCGCCCGGCUCUCCGCCGCAGGCUCAGGGCUCUGCCCUUCCCGGGGCUCCACUGUAUUUUAAAAUGUUUAUUUUUAAUUUUUUUUUUCCUUGUUUGGUUUGGGGGGAGGAAGGAGAAAGCCGCGGCGCCGAGCGGCUCUGAGCUUUCCAGCGGCCGUCUCCGCCCAGCAAUACCCGGAGGAGCGGAGAGGCCCGGGAGCGGCCGCCGGCUCGCGGACGGGACGGGACGGACGCGGAUGGACGGACGGACGGACACACGCUCGCGCGCGAUAACUUCCUACUUGAUCGAGCUACUUCCGUGCUACCUCUGUUCUGCCGAAUAGAAUUAACUUGGCUCCGUUUUCGCUGAGCCCCUCGACUGACCUUCGGACUGAGUAACGUUAAAGCUAUUUUUUGUUUUUUUUGAUAAUAGGGCUAACGAGCGCGACGCGAGGAAAGCGAGCGGCGAGCGGCACCGCGCUCCCCGCGCCCCCUCCCCGGCUCCCUCCUGCAGGAGGGCUCUAACUUUAGCACUGCAACGUUUGCACAGAUUUUUCUUUUUUUUUUUUUUUUUUUUCCUUUUUUCUUUCUCUUUUUUUGGUAACCAUAGAUUCCCCAACCGGACUCGUUCCCGCGUAGAGAGCAAGGUUGAGCGUUUUUCCAUGCAAAAAUAAAAAGAAAAAAAAAUUGUGAAUUGUACCGAUGAGUCAGAGCUUCACAACACUCCCUUUGGGUGUUUUUUUAUAUAUAUAUAUAUUAUUAUUAUUUUUCAGAAGGCAGCAAAACUAUGCAACUCCUUUCCGUUGGGAUGCUGCCCGCCGCCCUCGAGGGGCGGAGGAGGUGGAAGUGUCCUUAACCCCGGGCCUUACCCGAGGCGGCUGCGUCGCGGGGGCUCCGGCCGGAGCGCCCGAACCUCCGCGCUUCCCGGCCGGGGGGCGCCUCGCGGGGCUCGUUUCCCAUUUGGGGGGUUGUUUUAUUUUAUUUUGGAUUUUUUUGGGGAAACCCGGCCCCGCAAUCUUUGCACGAGCGGGACCGCGGUGCCGGCGCCCCUUCCCCAAAGCAGAUUUUUGCAGGCUCUUCCCUCGCCGGCGUUCGCUUUUGGUUUUUGUAUUGCGGUUAAUGGAGUUUGUAGCUUUUUCUAAAAUCAAAGCGGGGGGGUGGAAUUGAGCUCCAGGCAAAGAUAGGUUGAAAAUAUUUGAGAAAUAAGUUUUUUCUACCGCGCGCAGAGUUUCUCCUGCUAUCGCAAAUGUAGCCCGAGUCCGAAGCCCCCCGCCGAGUUGACCAGAGGGAGUCGCCUGGAUUUCUUCAGAACUGCUAAGGGCUUUUUUUCUUCAAAUCGUUUUUGUUUUCUUUAUGGUGAAACUGUUUUUCUUCCUCUUUAUUUUUUUCCUUUUUUCCCUAAGGGCCUAUUAACCACACCUCCUAUUUAUUGAAAGAUGAUGCUCGCUGUCUGCCUUUCCCUGCGCAUCUGAACCCCGCUGCCCCCCGGGUAUUUUCGGGGUCACUCUAGCGGGACCAGGCGUUGCCUUUGGUACCUGUUUUUUUUCUUUUUUUUUUUUAAAAAAGGGGGGGAUUGGGGGGCGCGAGGGCACCACGUCCCCCCGAGGAAGGGCGCCGGCGCUGCGGCCCUUCUCCCUGCGCGGGUUCCCGCGGGAAAGGGCAGCACCUCCGUUCCCGUGGUCUCCAAACAAGUGCACUUAACGGCAAAGCUAUUUUUUUUCUGUUUGUUUGUUUUACCCUUGGGAAAACUCCUCCCGGGAGGAUUUUAUUGGGGUUCCCGCGGCUCGGGGGGUUUCGACGCCCUUUCCAAGCUCGCCCGCGCGCUGCCCCGGCCUCUCCUUGGGAAGGCGCGCGGGGAGACUUGGCUUUUCGCGAGUCCUCUGCGAAGUGACCUGAAUAAAUUCUG
Messenger RNA from Rhea pennata, 5154 nucleotides. It is a transcript of the gene OTUD7B, whose product is annotated as OTU deubiquitinase 7B. The record is from RefSeq and is a predicted model, not a curated record. Bases 123 to 2711 code for a protein of 862 amino acids. The transcript has 12 exons. Gene Ontology annotation, biological process: protein deubiquitination involved in ubiquitin-dependent protein catabolic process; protein K48-linked deubiquitination; protein K11-linked deubiquitination. Lineage: Eukaryota; Metazoa; Chordata; Aves; Rheiformes; Rheidae. Gene Ontology annotation, molecular function: DNA binding; K63-linked polyubiquitin modification-dependent protein binding; zinc ion binding. Gene Ontology annotation, cellular component: nucleus; cytoplasm.